GCACUGGUGCCGGAUGCGGAGGAGCGGCGGAGGCUGUUUGAGAGCGUGGCGUACGAGUGCCAGAUGUCCGCCCAGCCCGAGGAGGCGGUGGAGCUGUACCUGGCCGCCGACCGCCCGGUGGCCGCACUGGCGCUCAUCAACGGACAGAUGUCGGCAGCCAUUGCGGCGGCAGUGGAUGAGGCGGGGGCGGGAGCAGCAGGGGCAGCAGGGACGGGUGCCGCCACGGAGCGAUUGGAGCGGCUCGCUCGCAGCGGCCGGGCAGCUGCGGAGCGGCUCACCGGCCUCCGAGGGGGGGGAGGUGCAGCUGCCGGCGUGGCUGCUGCACCUAGUCCGAUGGGUUUCGGAGCCGCCGCAGCAGGUGGUGGUGCUGGUGGUUUCUCCUCUGCUGCAGCCCUGGCGUCUGACCCUGCCGCGAGGCGGGAGCUGGAGGCGUUCCAGCAGCUGGGGGUGGUGCGGGAGCUGCUGCUGGCGGCCCGGAGGGGCCGGCACGACCAGGCCCUCCAGCGGCUGUCCGAGCUGCCCUUCGUCCCCACGGAGCGCUCCCGAGUGGACCUGUGUGUGCGCAUGAGCGCGCAGCUGCACCCGGCACUGGCGGAGAGGCUGCAGGACAUUAUCGCGGCCGCAGCGGACAGCAUCGCAGCUCGGCGCCAGGCGGUGGGUCGCGAUGCGGCUGUGGGCCUCGCUACGGAGCUGGCGGUCAUCACGCAGUACGCGAACAGCCUGCCGGGGGCGAGGUUGCCGCAGGCGGUGUACCGGAAACUUGCGGAGGCGCAAGUCUUUGUUGCGUAAGGAGCAGCAUCUUUCAGCACUAGGCGGCCGUGUCUUCUUCCCAGGGCGCCGCUGGGCAGCGUCUGGGCAGCCUCUGUCCGGUUGGGUGUCUGGGCAGCCUCUGUCAGCGUUGUCUGCUGCUGCGGUGGUGGUGACAGCGGCGGCGGCGGGGGGGGUCUUGAUAGAGCACGGAGGGCAGGCAUCCCUGGCCGGUUGGCGACGUGCGCUUUACGUGUUAUGUUGGACAGCCCUUCUGCCCAUGCAAGGAAGACGAAGGGAGACAGAAGACGAGGACUGGGCGCUGCCGAGGAGGGGAAACAGCAUGUGGGGCAGGUCUUGGGUAGCUGGCUGUUAGGUCGGCAGCGGUAGUCGGUACCAUGUGAUUGCCACUUGCUGCCUCGCAUACCAUACCUCGCAUCUUGCACCCCUGGAGGAAGAAGAAGAAGACAGCACCGGGAUUUCCCCCCACCAGCUGCAGCACGGCUUGCAGACCUGUCUGGGAGCCAUGUACAACACGACAGCAGCGCCCCCUGUGUCCUCCCCGUUGAGAGCGGAGAGAGGCGAGGAUUACGCUCGUGGUGUCGUGGGAAGGUGUUCAGUUGGCCGUUCGGCAGUACGGCUUGCUAUUGUAAACUUUGGUGAACAGGUGCAUCUCGUACGAAAUGAAGUGCGAGUCUUGCCUGCGCUGCCAUUUGCGGUUAGGAAUCAUUCCGAGGGCAGCAUCGCCCGAGCUUUGGGGGGGGGCAGCUUCUUGGGGUGUGGUGGCAUGGGUGCGAGAAAGGGCGGAUUGGGUGGGGCAAAGGGCGCAUGUGGGCCUCUAUGGGCACAGCUGUUCCUUGCCUUUAGGGGUCGGUCGAGGGUCAGGUUAGGGGCAUGGAUACCCUCUUAGCAUGGCGGGCUCCUAGGAUCCUAAGAGGGCCGCGGUCAUGCACUCGGUUCUAGGUGGAUGGUGGGUGAGAUGUUGUCAGCGAUCACAACCACGUUGGGAGAUGUGUUCACCUGUGCUGUAAGGCCAGGUGCUAAGGUGUUGACGAAGCAAAUCGUGUGUAGACUGGAGGGGUGUUCUGGAGGAGAAGUAGGGAGGUGUAUGGCUCAUAUCCCGGUAGUCAGACAACUAGGAAGGGCGGCGAGUGGGAUGUCAACCAGGACACAGCUAGACAGUACAACGGGCUUUAUAGGCUGCCCUUAGUACGUUGAUCUGACAAUGCCCUUGGUAUAAGCGUUAUGGAAUCAGGGCUAAGAAGUUGGCUGUCACGGGGCUGGUAAAAUGGCCCUAUAUCUUCGUUUUCUGAUAUGCGGGGUUGGUG
Astrephomene gubernaculifera is the source of this 2075-nucleotide messenger RNA. The record is from the annotation of a GenBank genome assembly. Lineage: Eukaryota; Viridiplantae; Chlorophyta; Chlorophyceae; Chlamydomonadales; Astrephomenaceae.